CGAUCGUCGGCUACUUUCACUCGUCCGCCGGUGGUCCGCGCGCAGGCACGUUCCGCCUACUCGUCAGUGCGCCGCGAAUAUCCGCCAUGAAACACUUAGUGCCGUCCGCCGCCGUCGUCGUCGGCCUGCUGGCCGUCCAAACGCUGCUGAUGCUGACCGUGGUGCAGGACGCGACGGUCGCCAACACGGGCCAGGUGCGGGCCCAAGACAGCCCGUUCGAGAUCCCGGUGCAGCUCAUCGGUUUCCCGGUGAUCAUCAUGGCCGUGAGGAUGUCGAACUUCGUCAAGAAACUGGCGUACGCGCUCAGCCCGAGCACCUACAGAAGAAAGGUCAAAAGACAUUUGCUGCCGCCGGCCAUGAUGUCCUCCUCGACAACAUCCACCGUUGACUUGCUCAAGGCUCAGGAGAUGAUCCUUAAAGAAAUGGGACCGGACGCGUGCGUCUACGAAAAGGUGUGCGCCGCGUACGCCGAGGCGACCGCUCUGGCCAAAAAAAAUCACAACGAAAAGGACAGCAAGGACCGAAUGGACUGGGAAAAGAUCAUCAGUGGCUACAUGGAAACCGGACCCGCCAAAAAGAAGUAUUACAUGUUAAGCGUAUUUCUGGGUGACGUGCUCGGUUCCCCCGAGUUUUGUUCGAGGAUCGUACGGAAGAUUAAACGGUGCGAUGCGAAACGCGUCGACCACAAUUGAUACGCCGACGCUUGUGAGGAAAAAAAAAUUAUUUAUUUCAUACUCUCAUAAUAUCAUACAUAAGUAUUUUUAUGUGU
Molecule: messenger RNA, 769 nt
Organism: Sipha flava (yellow sugarcane aphid)
Lineage: Eukaryota; Metazoa; Arthropoda; Insecta; Hemiptera; Aphididae
Exons: 3
Coding region: 87-692 (201 amino acids)
Source: RefSeq, a predicted model, not a curated record